GUAGUCAGCAAUUACUAUUAAGUUAGUGGGCGGUUGGGCGGUCAGCAAAUGUCUUGAAAAGCUUUCUAGAGUCUUCAUUCUUUCUAGAGUCGUUGGUCGUUGCUGUCCGAAGCGGUUUGUGGGUCUGCAUGGCUCUUAUUCUCUUUUGCUCGUUCUCGGUCACCAAUUUGCUCUCAUUAUUUUCUUGCUUGUGUUCUCAGCUGUUCAGCAAAUAUAACUUGAGAAAGUUUCUUUUGGUUUUGAAGUGCUUUACUAUUCAGCAAACUUAGACCGUGAGCUCAAUCUCUUUUUGGCUCUAAUUUUUCUUCUUAGUUUUCUUUCGCAGCUUCGGAAAUAACUUGAGAAAGUUUCUUUUGGUUUUAAAGUACUUCACUGUUUGAUUGGCUUCGCUGGAAAUUCAUUUUUGUUGCUGUGGUUCUUUUGUAUGGUUCAUUUUAGACGUUUGUUUGGUUUCCGCUUGAGCUGUGUAUAAUAUGCUUUGAGAAUGGGUCGAAAUAGAGUAUAUGGAAGUUUAGAAGAGGCUCGUGCUGAGAAAAAUCGAAGGAGCCGCGAGCAACGUGCUGCUGCUCGGCGUGGGACAAAGAAUGAUGCGCCAUUAGGAGUGUGUACAUUAGCUGUCAUGGCUUUUAAUAUACAUGACCCAAAUGCUGUGAAUCAGCCAAAUAUGGGCGUCGUUGAAUCUUCAUUAGGUUCGGGCUCAGUAUUGCCAUUUGCAGAGAACAAUGCAGAGCACCUUCGAGCUGAAAAUCAAGGAGAUGUAUCUAGGUCUGCUGGUAAUGGUGCUAGCGAGGUUCCAACAACUAAUUCAGAUGCGGGUGAAUCAUCUUUGCAUAGGCGACGUCGGCGUACAAGACGCUCUGUGACUAAUCCAUUGACCACAAUAAUUACAGAGCCUGCAGUAUUGCUCAAUAAUGUAGAGCAAUUUCCAACCGUAUGUUUGUGCUUAUUUUGAGCAUCUUUCAUGCAAUAAGAUUGUUGUUUAGACCCCUUGCAAUAAAUGUUAGACUACUUAUAUUACCGGCUAGACUAACCAGUGGGUGAGAUAUUAGUUUUUGUCUAUUAUAAGUCAGAUUGACUGACUUA
Coffea arabica (coffee) is the source of this 1083-nucleotide messenger RNA. RefSeq lists its product as uncharacterized. NCBI's taxonomy places the organism in Eukaryota, Viridiplantae, Streptophyta, Magnoliopsida, Gentianales, Rubiaceae. The record is from RefSeq and is a predicted model, not a curated record.